AUGACCUUUGAAUUUCAGGAUGGCGAGUCUUGGGACCCCGACCCAUGCUCAAGCUGCUCUUGCGAGGCUGGAGAAGUGACCUGUUACAGACAGGCCUGUCCGGCAUGCCCUGAGGGGACUGUGCGGGUGGACCAUGGCAACGGUGGAAGGGAAGGAGCGCUGUGCUGUGAGAGAUGUGAAAAGGUUCAGUGUGCCAAUGAAUGCUCCAGCUGCCUACCUCGGAAUCCUACUCAGUGCACUUGGUGCCGAGAAGCGGGAAAACUGGUACAGAGUGGACGCUGUGUGGACAGGUGCCGGAAUGGUUUCUUUCCAGGAGGGGACAACACUUGUCACGCUUGCCAUGAAAGUUGCCACACUUGUUUUGACAAAUCUGAACACCAUUGUCUUACCUGUCCCCCACUGUAUCUGAUCAAAGAUGGAAAAUGUGUCAAGCAGUGUGGCCAGGGCUAUUUCCGGAGAGAAGCUAAAUGCUUAUCUUGCCAUUCCCAGUGUUCAGCAUGUACAGGCCCUCAUCCUGACCAGUGUUUAGCAUGCACUAUCAAGGGUCAGGUGCUGAAAGGAAAAAGAUGUGUUGACGGGUGUGGACCAAAAUCUUUCCUACAAGGCCAAGAGUGUCAAAACUGUCCCCAGACAUGCCAGAGCUGUGUGCCUGAUGGCCCUGAGUGUUCCUCCUGUCGUUCCGAGAUGUUCUUGUUCCGUGGACAGUGUCUGUCCACUUGUCCCAGAGGAAUGUACCCUGAUGGACAAGCUUUGUGCCAGGGUAACAUUGAUGAUUCUUAUUCAGCGGCAAGUUUAGAAUUUCUGGUAUUCUCUCGACAGAAUUUGUAUGUUUCUUGGCCUGUGUUUGCACCUUUCCAUAUUAUCUUCAACAUUUUUUCGAAAUUUUGUCAUCCGUCCUGCUCUGACUGCAAGGGGCCAGGGUUAUCUGACUGUACUGCUUGCCACUACGGACUUCAAACUUUGAAUGGGAAGUGCAAUGAAGAGCAUGGUCAAUGCGGAGCAGGACAGUAUGUGACAAGAGAUCUUGAGUGUGUUGACUGUGCUCCUGGUUGUGCCAUAUGCUACCCCAGCCAGGAUGGAUUGGGCUCACUUUGCUCUCAGUGUGUGGAGGAGAUGUUUGUUCUUUCUGGCACAUCAUGCAGGAAGACUUGUAGAUCCGGAACUUUCCUCAGAGAUACAGUUUGCCUUUGUAAGAGCUUGAAGUCACAUAGAUUUAAAAUAACUUGUGAUGAGAAAUGUGAAGUCUGCAGUGGUCCUGCUCAGUGUACCAAAUGCCAUCAGCCUUUUCUGCUUUCUGAUGGACAUUGUACCAUGGCCUGUGGUCCUAAGACUUUUACUACAAAUGAUGGUGUCUGCCAAAGUUGUUCUGCUAACUGUCUGGAGUGUUCUGACCAUUCCUCCUGCACCUCCUGUGAUAGCCAGACUUUUCUGAAAGAUGGCGUCUGUGUCACGUCAUGUGGAGAGAACAGUGUCACUCGACUUAGAGAAAGGAUGUGUGAGGACAACUCCUAUCCACCAAAGCUGGAAGUAUUGGCAGAACUAACAGUGAAAGAAGGAGGAAUGGCUGAUUUGUCGAAUGAGAUAGUACAUGUGACUGACCAAGAUACUGGGCAAAAUUAUCUUUCUCUCAAGAUUGAAUCUAUUACUCCUUUGGGUCAAGUAAUUAAAGUUGACAUUAUGGGCAAUACUUUGCUGAAUGAAGGAGACACCAUCAGACUGGAGGAUGUGAUGUAUAACAAAGUACGAUUUCUCCAUGGAAUGGGAAGAGGCUUUAGAGGUGUUAUAGCAUUCAAGGCUUUUGAUGGACAACUGUAUAGUGAGGAAAAAGAAGUUUCUGUGAACGUGUUACCAAAGGAGGUUUUGGAAUUGGCUGCAAACAGGCCUCUUCUGGCUGUCACUGGUCAGGACACAGAACUGACCUCAGAUGUGCUGAAUGUUAACAUUCCAAAUCAGCAAGUCGGAGUUGCUUUCAUUUUGUUAAAUGGUCCAUCACAUGGAAAGAUGGUCUUUAAAGAUACACGGAAAUUAGUGAGAAAGUUCACUGUUGAUGAUCUAACAGAAGGUCGAAUAGUUUACAGUCACUCUGGGAAUAGUAGUGAAAUGCUCGACAUGAUCAGAUUGGAAGUGACCAAUGGCUUACGUCACUUGUCCGCUGUUCUGCCUAUCAAGAUCCAAUCGAAGACUGGCAGCAUGCCAGUAAUUCUUUCAAACACUGGAGGUCAUGUCUUUCAAGGAGACGUGAUGCAGAUUUCUAGGGAUGUGCUGGAAGCGAAAAUAAUGUCAAGUGACUUAUUCAAAAGCCAAGCUGAUGCAGUGUUUACUUUGGUUCCCACCACAGACAAUCCAAGAAAUGGUGAAGUCAUGAUGGUGGUGCCCAUUCCUCAAGAUGGUCCAAGCAGUGGUUGGACUGAUAUGGGCUCAGGCAUGAUGGGGGCACGCAUGUUUCGGUUUUUGCAGAGAGAUAUUAAUGAAGGCAGAAUCUACUACAAGCAUAAUGGAGAUGGAUUCCUAUCUGACAGUUUCACAUUUGAGGUUGCUGACACAGCAAGUCCACCAAACAUUUUGAGAGACCAGAUGUUCCAUGUGACUGUCAUGAAAGAUGAGACAGAAGAAUUUUCACUACCCACUCUUGCACCAGGUGUGAGACUUGGGAUGACUGUAUUGGAAAAUCAAAUUGUUCCUGUAACGACCAAGUACUUGUCCUUCAAUGAUGUGGACACUCCUCCAGAGGAUUUGGUGUACAGAAUCACAACCCUUUUGCAUGAAGAGGAAGGGACCAUUGAACAUAUAGACUUUCCAUUCAGUCCAGUCUUGCAGUUUACUCAGGAUGAUGUGAACAACAACAGAAUCAUUUACAGACCUCCUGAUGAGGAAAUUGGAAUGGAUGAAAUGGAAGUGAACUUUCUUUUUGUUGUGACUGAUGGUGGAGAGGACCGGGAACUCUCAGAACACAAAUUUACCAUAAGAGUUGUGCCAGUCAACAAUAACCCACCCUUGUUUGCAAACCCAAACCCAGAUGUGACCAUUUCAGAGGGUGGUAUAUUUCCCCUGACCUCAGGCCUCUUGGAAGUCAUAGACCCUGACACGGCUCUGAACAAGUUGCAAGUAACAGUGGUUGAAGCUCCAACUUCAGGGCUAGUUGAGAAAAUGCAGGGAGGACUUAGAGCAGUUGUGAGAAGUGGUGACACGUUUUCCUACUCAGAUGUCCUACAGAGUACCUUUCAGUAUGUUCACACGGGCAGCAUUGAUCCUCCGCGGGAUAAGCUCAGCCUGACAGUCAGCGACGGUGUCCAUGAGACGGGAAACACUGUCUACUUCACCAUCAUCAAGGUGGACAAGUCAGCACCCAUGAUGCUUCCUUCAGCCAGUUGUCAGGUUAAUGUAACUGAAGGUAAUAUCUACAUUCCCAUCCUAAAUGUGCCAUGCACUGGAUCCCCCAUGUGGCGCAGGCAGACAGAAAGUUCUUCAGUAGAGAUAACCAGAAGUGAGUUGGCCUUCUCUGAUGAGGAUGAUGAGGAUAAUGCUGUUGAGAUUGUCUUAGCAGCAAAGACAACCCAUGGUCACUUUGAAGUAGCAGAAGCUUCUGGCCAACGCAAAGUCCAAGUUGGAGAUCAUUUCACCCAGGAAGAUGUCAAUGAAGGAAGAAAUAUUUUCUUUUUUUUCUCAAGUUUUCACGCAGAACAAGAGAUUGGCCCUAGAGCUUUAACGGAGCUGGUCUAUGUCAAUGUGACUGAUGCUAGUGGCAAUCUUCUUCCAAGUCAGAUUUUGUCAGUGCUGAUCACGCCUGUGGAUAACUUGGCUCCAGUGGUCGUUGUUGGACCUCUACUUAAGGUUGAGGAAGGUGGAGAAUCUGCUAUAGGAGCUGACUUGAUUAGUGUGUUGGAUGUCGACUCUCCCAUUGGGCAACUCAUGUUUAUUGUUGAGACAGAUCCUAGCUUUGGUAAAGUGGAGAACAGAAAGCCAGCCAAAGGAUCUGAGAAAAAGACCCCCAAAAGUGCCAAGUCUUUCCCUUUGACUGAUCUCAUAGAUGGACAUAUUCACUACACGCAGUCUGAUCACAAGAACAAGGAACCUGCUUGGGACGCUUUUCUCUUUUCUGUUACUGAUGGAAAAAAUGAAUCCCCUCUGCAGAGGUUUAACAUAUCUAUCAAGCUCCUAAACGAUGAAGCUCCCCAAAUCAUCACAGAACAGCUGUUUGCUAGAGAGGGUAGAGGAGUGACACUGACCAAUGCCUCAAUGUAUGUGGUCGACUUAGACUCUCAACCUCAAGACCUGAUGUUUACCUUGACAACCAGUCCAGCCAAUGGCCAGUUGAUGAAGAAAGAAUAUUUUCUGGAUCCUCCCGAAGAGGCAGGUGUUCUGCAGGAAAAGUCCACUUUCACAUAUGAGGAUGUUCUGAAUGAGCUGGUGUUCUACAAGCACGACGAUGGCGAGACAACGCAGGACUCAGUCACCCUGCACCUCAGUGAUGGAGACUUCAGUGAUGAGAAAACACUACAGAUCGUGGUUGGCUUGGUCAAUGAUGAGACUCCACGCAUGACCAUAAACAGAGGACUCAGAGUUCAAGCAGUUUCGUCGACGGUAAUAAAAAACAGAGAUCUUCGAGCCACGGACUUGGAUAGUGAGGAUUCAGAAAUCAUGUAUACCAUCAUGAAGGACCCAACCUCUGGCAGGUUGCAGUUUGAUAAUGGAGAUGUCUCAUAUAUUCUCACUACUUCUACAGCUGCUAGAACGUUCAAGCAAAGAGAUAUUGAUGCAGGUCAUAUCUCAUACAUUCAUACGGUUGAAGAUCUCACAGGCAACAUCAUUUUUAAGUUCAAGCUGACAGAUACUGACGGGAAUGAGUUGAUUGAUCAAGACUUCUUCAUUACUGUUUUUGAGGAUAGACUAUACCCUAUUGAAGUGAAUAAUAAAGAAUUUUUGGUGGAAGAAGGAGGCACUGCAAAGCUGACUACUGAUGUUCUGUCCUUCACUGAUGCUGACACUGAGCCGGGAAGUUUGACUUAUGCAGUGUUGGAGGGCCCAGACUUGGGACAUCUGGAGCUUGUGGGACAGCCUGGAGUUCCAAUAGUAACCUUCACUCAGUCAGACUUGGCAGCAAACACUGUAACGUACGUCCACACUAGUGACUUGGAACUGUAUGCGGACAGAUUCAACUUUGCUGUUUCCGAUGGUUCUAAUGAGGUGGUUCAGACGUUCUUCAUCAAUGUGAGACCUGUGGAUGAUGCCAUCCCAGUGCUGAGCAACCAAGGGCUGAGAGUUCAGGAAGGUGUACGGAAACUAGUCACUGAGUUUGAGCUCAAAGCUGUCGACCAAGACACAAAGGAGGAUCAGAUUCAGUUCACUGUUGUGGAGCCCCCAAUUCAUGGCACGAUUGAACUCUUGACCAAUGAGACCUACAGUCCAGCUGUGACAUUCAGCAUGGCUGAUAUUUAUGAGAACCGUGUGAGCUACCAACAUGAUGGGAGUGAGACUGUCUCUGAUAGUUUUUCUUUCAUUGUGAGUGAUGGGACCAACAAGGUCUUUGCCAUGCAGCAGGAUCAGCCAGCAUAUAGACCAGUGUCAACACCACAGGUGAGACUGAUCUUGUUUGGUACUCGGCAGUUAUUUGUGUUUAAAAAUAUUGAACGUACAUACUCAACUCAACUCAUUGUAACUCAUGCAGUCCUUAAUUAUCUUUUGCUUGACUACCAUGUCUUUUGUUGUUCACAGGAGUUUGCUAUCACUAUCCUCCCGAUGGAUGAUGGAAUGCCAAUUAUUCAGUCUAAUUUGGGACUUCAAUAUUUAGAAUUCAAAGGUUCUGAUAUUGGGAAUAUCAUACGUUCACAAGAUCUGUCAUCUGCUGAUGAGGAUACCUCUGCCUCCGAGAUUGUCUAUGCAAUAAAAGAAGCUCCAAAGUUUGGUGUAAUUGAACACAUUGAAAAACCAGGUCUGCCUAUUGCAUCAUUCACCCAGGAGGACAUCAACCAAGGUGUUAUCCGCUACAAGUUGGUCAAGGAGAGCAAGGACUUACAGGACAGCUUCGGCUUUGAUGUGAUGGAUGGAAAGCCCAACAUUGUCCCUGACAACCGUUUCCACAUCACUUGGUCAGAGAUUAGCUUUGGCAAUCCUACCUUCAAUGUUUCAGAAACCCAAGGCAUUGUCCAGAUCCCUGUACUCAGAAGAGGGAAUCUCAAGCAGUACUCAAUUGUGAAGUGUAGAACGAUACCAGGAUCAGCUGUCUCCAAGCCUGAUGCUGUGCGACCUGGUCUUCAAGAUUUUGUUCCAGCGUCCGGACAGGUUCAGUUUGAUGAGUGGCAAGAAAGCAAACCGUGCUCCAUCUUCAUCAAUGACGACACGCUGUAUGAGGGUCCAGAAACCUUUUACGUAGAGCUGUUUUCACCAACCUUUACUGUGCUGGGAAAAGUGAAGAAAGUGGCUGUUUCUAUUUAUGAUUCUGAAGAUGAACCACUUUUACAGUUUCAGUCAGGAGUUUUACAAGUAAAUGAAACAGACAAGUAUGCAAUGGCUACAAUUGUGAGAUCAGGUAAUGUGCUAUACUUGAGUGAGACAGUGUCUGUCAUCUGCUUCACACGUUCUUUGACUGCCACUGGGAGCAGCUUGACCGGUCUAGAGUCUGGCUCCGACUACGUGUCUAGAGGUCAGACAAAUGCCUACCGGGUUGUUUUCCCACCCGGAGUUACCCAAGCUACUUGUGAUGUUAAGUUGAUUGAUGACAGUCAGUUUGAGAGUAUGGAGCAGUUUGAGCUAGAGCUCUCUGACCCGUCAAUGCCUGCAGCUGUCGGCCCCAUGGAGAAGACCCUCGUGAUCAUUGCUGGUCCAAAUGAUGUUUCAUUGAUCUAUUUGUCGGAGGAUAUGUUUACAUUUCCGGAGGACAGUGGGACCAUUGGGAUUGAAGUUCUCCGGGAAGGCUCAGACUUAUCACAUACGUCUGUGGUGUGGUGCGCCACUCGGUUGUCAGACUUGCCUUCUGCAACACCAGGGGAAGAUUAUGUUCCCAGCUCCGCACAAAUUACUUUUGGUCCAGAACAAAACUCCCAGAUGUGUCAUUUAAUUCUUCUGGAUGAUGAUUUUGACCCUAAACUUGAAGGCAAUGAAACUUUUGUGGUGUUCCUUAGCUCAGCUGUGGGCAGUGUUUUAGACCAACCUUUCUCUGCAACGGUCACAAUCUACGAUGAUGGACUGGACAUUCCACAAAUGACUUUCUCCCAAGACAGUUACAUCAUUGAUGAAAAAAACAAGACUUUGAACGCUACUAUAAAUCGACUCGGAGACGUCAACAUGGAGUCCUCCAUAAUUUGUUUCACUCGCCAACAGACAGCCCAAGUUAUGAUGGAUUUUGACGAAAGAAUCUUCACUAAUGCUUCUCUUGUAACAUUCAGGCCUGGAGAAAGGAGCAAGUCAUGCAUUGUGAAUAUUGUGGAUGAUGAGGACUUCGAGCCUGAUGAAGUUUUUCUGCUGAAACUGGGUCUGCCUGAAGGGUCCCAGAAGGAUCAGGUCAUGCUGGGAGCUAUAGAUACAGCUACUGUGACCAUCACCAAUCAUGAUGACGUGCCUCGCGUUCAGUUUGAGCAUGCAGCAUAUAGUGUGCAUGAGCCAAGCGUAUCUGAUCAGAUCACCACUAUAGAGGUGAAAAUAAUCCGCACUGGAGCUGCCAACGACUCAGCAUCUGUCCGCUGUAGCACUAGAGAUGGUUCUGCUCAGUCUGGAAGUGACUACAACGCAAAAAGUCUAGUGCUGUAUUUCAAGCCAGGAGAAAAAGAAAAGAAGUUUCUGGUGGAUGUGUUGUACAACAGUGCCAUAGAGUGGCAUGAAUCCUUCAGCCUACAGCUAGGACCGGAGGAGCCCAACAACUCUGUGUUUGGAUCAAUCACCGUGGCAACCAUCACUAUUUUGGAUAAUGAAGUAUCUGGCAGUUUAGUCCUCCCUUCUCCUCCAGUGGUUGUUUCACUCCUUCACCUUGAUGAUGUUGAAAAGGGAGUGAAAGUGAACCCUUCCCCUGGAUAUCCACUUGUCUGUUUGACUCCUUGUGACGUACACUAUCCAACGUAUGCAACCACAAGUAGCUUGUGCCAACAGUCUGGAAUAAACGAAACAGCCAUGCUGUACCAGUGGGAGGUGGCCAUGCCACCAACAGAUGAUGGUGUCUCUCCACUCUUUGUGAAAGUCACUGACAAAACUCUUUUCACUUCAGUGGACAAAUGGGUAUUGGACAGCAUCUACUUCCGGCCAUUUUUUCAAAUUAGAUGCAUUGCUCAACCUUUGCAUGGAAAUGGCAAUCCAGGCAUUCCCCUCAAAUCUCAGCCUAUCACAAUAGGGCACACCAACCCAGUCUGCAGAUCCCCAUCAUUUGCAGCAUCAGAAUCAUUCUCUUAUCAAGCCCAAUCAUUUCUUGCUACCUUGGACUACAUCAAACCAGACUCAGCUGAACAUCCAAACACAGUGCACAUUUCAGUUCAGAUUCCACACCAAGAUGGCAUGUUGCCCUUGAUCUCUACACAUCCUCUCCACAACCUUCGCUUUCUGCUGUCAGAGCCAGUCUAUCGCCAACAACACUUAUGUUCCAACAUUAUCACAGCUAUGGAAAGAGCCCCUCUACUUGACCAGGCCUUCCUGGGAGACAAGGUUGUCAAAGAUGAUGAUGGUGAGACAGUUCACGUGGAGGAAGAUUUGCCAUUUGGACCAGGUUUUGACUUCCCCUACCAGUUCGACUCGGAUGUUCGAGAACAGAAAAGUCUCGUGCUUUAUAGACACCUCAAUUUGAAGAACUGCAUUUGGCAGUUUGAUGCCUGGUACCAUAUGACAGAGCUUGUGGACAUGUGUGGGGGACGGAUUGUUUCUGACUUUCAGGUGAAGGAUCAGUCAGACACUCAUCUCACAGUGCGGGUGCCUCUGCAUGUGUCCUACAUCUAUGCCACGGCUCCAACUGGCUGGGGAUCGCUGGAACAUCGCACAGAGAUGGAAUUUUCAUUUUAUUACAACACUGUUCUAUGGCGUGCUGGGCUAGAGACUGAGGGGCGUCAGAAUGGAAGAUUGCAAGUUGUUCGUAUUCUCAUUGGAGAUGAUGGGAAACUGGUGAUCGAAUUCCGUUCUCAGGCCAAAUUCAGAGGUUUGUUUGUGGCAAAACAUCACACUCUGCCUGGAGUGGAGAGCAGAGUCGUUGCUCCUGAAUCCCUGUCUAUAACCUUUGACCUGGAGUUGGUUUGGAGUCAAAAUACAUUUGAUAGUCCUCAUCAAGUCUGGCAGGCAAAAAGCAGGUUUAAUUUGAAGGACUACACCGGGGUGUACAGUGUGGAGCUGGUACCGUGCAUUGUUUCUGCCACCCAAGGCUUUGUCCAGGCAGAUCCUCUUCCCUGUGCUGCUCAACAGCCACAAAAGUUCGAUGUACCUAUCUCUUUUCAACAAACCAACCGCCCUGUGCCAGUGACGUACUCACUUAACACAGAUUUCCAGCUCAGCAACAAUCUGAAAAUGUUCCUCUUGGAUCCCACCACUGAGGGAAUGGGGAAAGAAGACUGGGAGUUCAAUGGAGCAUUUUCUAAAGGGCAAAAGUUGUACGGGCGUGUACUGUGGAAUCAUGAACAGGAUUUGAAGACAGCUUACCGCCUGGUCUUAGAAAAAGUCUACCUUUGCACAGGGAGAGAUGGUUAUAUUCCAACGUAUGAUCCCAGCGGAGACACAUAUGGUGAAGGAGCGCAAUUUGGUUGCAUUCAACCGUCAAAGAAUCUGCUGCACAGAUUUCUAAUUCUGGACCGAGAAAAUCCAGAUGUGAUUACCUCCGAUUUCCAUCAAGUUCCAUUCCAAGCUCAGUUUGCCAGUGAGAACCAGGAGUUCUCUCCACUCUCUAACCUGCCCGGUGUUGAUGGUUUUAUCAUGGACAUAGAUCCUCUGUACAAGGUGGACUCAGGCCAUCAGUGGUAUCUGCAAGUGAUCUACACCAUUUCCCCAGCUGACUUACCAAAGCACAAGAUGAAGCGGUCUAUAUCUGCCAUGUACAGAUCAUCACAUUCACCAUUAGUGUCAGUAGUCAAAAAGUCAUCUUCAAUAAAGCAUCAAAAACUCAUGAAACGUCGCCAUGCCUUGACCACCAGAUCAAAGGCCAAGAUAAGCUCUCAUAAGUCAAGACGUAAGAGAGAUGCAAAGGCAGCUGCUUUUCACAGUAAUCAAAAGGGCAGUUCACCAUCUUCAGCACCGGUGUCAUCUGGGGAACUUCGCAAUGGGACAAAUAUGAGACUUUUACAUCUCGUCUUUGACAAAUCAUCAGGUGCAAAUUCAUCACAUCAGUUCCCAAUCGCUGCCAUAUGUGCCCCAGUUAUAUUAGUAUUAUUAUCUUCUAUUAUUAUAAUUGUAUUAUGUGUAAGAAAGAGACGUCGAAGGAAAGAGGUACUAGCAAAGUCUAAAACUCUGGUGACCAUAAAUAAUCAGUUGCAGAGAGGUUGUCUCGCACGGACAAUCAGAAAUUCUGAAGGUGUGUCAUUUAGUCCGCCAAAAAGUGACAAUAGAAACAAUGCUGCUUCCGUCAGUAGAUGUAACAUUAUUAAGCCGAAAAAUGUUAAUAAGCUGGCGAAGCAAGGAAUAAAUGUUGACAGUGGAACUGAAGUAUGAUCCCUCAAGUUUAAUUGUUGUUAAGUCUUUUUCGUAUACUUAAAUGGAGUGGCAAUUUAAGUGAUUGUCCUUACAAACAAGUGCAAUUAAUAUUUUCGUAACUCUUUUUGUAUAAGAAGCAUUUAGUGACCACUGAGACAUUCCUUAUUUGUUUGUCAUGUGUACAAAUGUUAGUAGUGUGCUGAAAAUAAUUGCAAAUAUCUGUGAGAAUUGUCAAAUGCAAAACUUUAUCAAGUUAUUUGGCGCCAGAGACUGAGAAGGAUACAAUAUGUGUUUCUGUUUUAGUUUUAUUUUCCCACAAAUGUAAAAAAAAAAA
Aplysia californica (California sea hare) is the source of this 10921-nucleotide messenger RNA. RefSeq names its product extracellular matrix protein FRAS1. Lineage: Eukaryota; Metazoa; Mollusca; Gastropoda; Aplysiida; Aplysiidae. The transcript is spliced from 60 exons. Gene Ontology annotation, biological process: homophilic cell-cell adhesion; cell communication. Gene Ontology annotation, cellular component: membrane. Gene Ontology annotation, molecular function: protein binding; calcium ion binding. The coding region runs from base 1 to 10605 and encodes 3534 amino acids. The record is from RefSeq and is a predicted model, not a curated record.